Messenger RNA from Cyprinus carpio (common carp), 5494 nucleotides. RefSeq names its product poly [ADP-ribose] polymerase tankyrase-1-like. Gene Ontology annotation, molecular function: protein binding; NAD+ poly-ADP-ribosyltransferase activity. NCBI's taxonomy places the organism in Eukaryota, Metazoa, Chordata, Actinopteri, Cypriniformes, Cyprinidae. The record is from RefSeq and is a predicted model, not a curated record.
ACUCUGACACUUCCCGGAAGUUCUCCCCAACUGUUUUCGCUGCCAGAGGGGGAUUUGAGUGCGAAAAUGGCGACGUCUCGUCGCAUUUCCCAGCACCACCAACAACAAAACUUAUCCUCCCCACCAAGACCCGACCCCAGUCCCCUCACGCCUCCAGAAUCACCCACAGACACCGGCGGCUCUGCGGCUGGUGGGGAGCCGGAAAGCAUCGGGGAUCCGGAGAUCACUGCAGAAAUCCCCACUCCGCUCCUCAGCAGCACCAGCAGCAGCAGCAGCAGCUCCAGCUCGAGCAGCAGUAGCUCGUCUACCACCGGCGGGGGCAGUAGUGCGGGCUCCACUCCCGACUCCGGUAGUGCCAGUCCUGGAGGCAGCGUCUGCGGGACGAGUGGGGCUUUCAGGGAGCUAUUUGAGGCCUGCAGGAAUGGGGACGUGUCUCGGGUGAAGAGGCUGGAUUCGGUCAAUGUAAACGCAAAGGACAUGGCCGGGCGCAAGUCCACCCCGCUUCACUUCGCUGCAGGUUUUGGAAGGAAAGACGUUGUGGAACAUCUCCUGCAGACGGGGGCGAAUGUGCACGCAAGAGACGAUGGAGGUUUGAUCCCGCUGCACAACGCCUGUUCCUUCGGUCACGCCGAGGUGGUCAACCUGUUGCUUUGUCAAGGAGCCGAUCCCAAUGCCAGAGACAACUGGAAUUACACUCCGCUCCAUGAAGCUGCCAUCAAGGGCAAAAUUGACGUAUGCAUUGUUCUGCUCCAGCACAACGCCGAUCCCAACAUCCGCAACACCGACGGCAAGUCUGCCCUGGACCUGGCUGACCCGUCCGCUAAAGCUGUUCUCACCGGUGAAUACAAGAAGGACGAACUCCUGGAAGCUGCGAGGAGCGGAAAUGAAGAGAAGCUCAUGGCCCUGCUCACGCCAUUAAAUGUCAACUGCCAUGCCAGCGACGGUCGUAAGUCGACAUCGCAAAAAAUGCUGUCUACUCCGUUGCACCUGGCAGCAGGAUACAACAGAGUCCGAAUAGUUCAGCUUCUGCUGCAACAUGGCGCUGAUGUUCAUGCUAAAGAUAAAGGUGGUCUUGUUCCUCUACACAACGCCUGCUCAUAUGGACACUAUGAGGUUACAGAGCUACUGCUAAAGCAUGGGGCGUGUGUUAAUGCCAUGGACCUCUGGCAGUUCACCCCUUUGCAUGAGGCUGCCUCCAAGAAUCGUGUGGAAGUGUGUUCCCUGCUGCUGAGUCACGGAGCCGAUCCCACGCUGGUCAACUGCCACGGGAAGAGCGCGGUGGACAUGGCCCCAACCCCAGAACUCAAAGAGAGGCUCACAUACGAGUUUAAGGGCAACUCUCUUCUUCAGGCGGCACGGGAAGCAGACAUGACCAAGGUGAAGAAGACCCUAGCUUUGGAGAUCAUCAACUUCAAGCACCCACAGACGCAUGAGACGGCACUGCACUGUGCUGUAGCCUCACCUCACCCAAAACGAAAACAGGUCACUGAACUGCUGCUAAGAAAAGGAGCCAAUGUCAAUGAGAAGAACAAAGACUUCAUGACGGCUCUACAUGUGGCAGCAGAACGGGCGCACAAUGACAUCAUGGAGGUUCUGCAGAAACAUGGGGCGAAGAUGAAUGCUGUUGACACGCUGGGUCAGACUGCAUUACACCGGGCAGCUCUGGCUGGACACUUGCAGACAUGCAGGCUACUUUUGAGUUAUGGAGCUGACCCCGCCAUCGUCUCCCUGCAGGGCUUCACAGCCGCACAGAUGGGCAAUGAAGCUGUACAGCAGAUCCUAAAUGAAAACAUUCCAGUGAGGAACUCAGACGUGGAUUAUAGACUUUUAGAAGCAGCAAAAGCAGGAGACCUGGACACUGUGAAGCAACUUUGCUCCCCUCAGAAUGUGAACUGUCGAGACCUGGAGGGCCGUCACUCCACACCGCUACACUUUGCCGCCGGCUACAACCGUGUGGCCGUGGUUGAGUAUCUCCUGCACCACGGCGCUGACGUCCACGCCAAAGACAAAGGAGGUUUGGUGCCGCUGCAUAACGCCUGCUCGUACGGCCAUUACGAAGUGGCAGAGCUGCUGGUCAGACACGGAGCGUCUGUCAACGUGGCUGACCUGUGGAAGUUCACUCCGCUGCACGAGGCUGCAGCCAAGGGCAAAUACGAGAUCUGCAAACUGCUUCUGAAGCAUGGAGCAGACCCCACCAAGAAGAAUCGGGAUGGAAACACGCCAUUGGACAUGGUGAAGGAGGGAGACACAGAUAUCCAGGACUUGCUGAGAGGAGAUGCAGCACUUUUGGAUGCCGCCAAAAAAGGCUGCCUGGCCCGGGUCCAGAAACUGUGCAGCUUGGAGAACAUCAACUGCAGAGACACACAGGGACGCAACUCGACUCCGCUGCACCUGGCAGCUGGCUACAACAAUCUGGAGGUAGCAGAGUAUUUACUUGAGCACGGGGCGGAUGUCAACGCACAGGACAAAGGUGGCCUUAUUCCCCUCCACAAUGCGGCCUCGUAUGGGCAUGUGGACAUCGCGGCCCUGCUGAUCAAGUAUAGCACCUGUGUAAAUGCCACUGAUAAAUGGGCCUUCACACCCCUCCAUGAAGCUGCGCAGAAGGGCCGCACACAGCUCUGCGCUCUGCUGCUGGCCCACGGGGCCGACCCCACCAUGAAGAACCAGGAGGGCCAGACGCCUCUGGACUUGGCGACGGCUGAUGAUAUCCGGGCGCUGCUGAUUGAUGCCAUGCCUCCUGAAGCGUUGCCUAGUUGUUUCAAGCCCCAGGCUACAGUGGUCAGUGCCUCUGUCAUCUCUCCAACAUCCACACCUUCCUGUCUGUCUGCCGCUAGCAGCAUAGACAAUCUGGCCGGACCCCUGGCAGAGCUAGCUGUACCUGGAGCCUCAGGCCCUGCUGAUGGGGCUUCUGAAUCAGAGAGGAAAGAGGGAGAAAUUACAAUUCUGGAUAUGAACAUCAGUCAGUUCCUGAAAAGUUUGGGUUUGGAGCAUUUGCGGGAUAUUUUUGAGCGGGAACAGCUUCGACUCCACGAGGGUGAGCCCGUGGGAUGCGAUUGGGAUACUGCACCAAACCCGCCGCUCAUUUGCACACAGAUGAACAGAAAUGGUCUUGGCAGCCACCAGCUGGGAAGAGCGCUUGAUAUUACACUGGAUGUGCUGGCUGACAUGGGGCACGAGGAGCUCAAGGAGAUUGGGAUCAACGCGUACGGCCACAGACACAAACUCAUCAAAGGCAUUGAGAGGCUGCUGGGCGGUCAACAAGGUGCCAACCCAUACCUGACCUUCCACUGUGCGAGUCAGGGCACGGUGCUGAUCGACCUGGCCCCUGAUGACAAAGAGUUUCAGUCAGUAGAGGAGGAGCUGCAGAAUACGAUCAGAGAGCACAGGGAUGGUGGCAAUGCUGGGGGUGUUUUCAGCAGAUACAACAUCCUGAAGAUCCAAAAGGUGGUGAACAAGAAGCUGAGGGAGCGAUACGCACACAGGCAGAAGGAGAUCGCAGACGAGAACCACAACCACCACAACGAGCGCAUGCUCUUUCACGGGUCACCGUUCAUCAAUGCCAUCAUUCAUAAAGGCUUUGAUGAAAGGCACGCUUACAUAGGGGGGAUGUUUGGAGCAGGGAUUUACUUUGCAGAGAACUCCUCUAAAAGCAACCAGUAUGUGUACGGCAUCGGAGGAGGGACAGGCUGUCCCACACAUAAAGACCGCUCCUGUUACAUCUGUCACAGGCAGAUGCUGUUUUGCCGGGUGACUCUGGGUAAAUCCUUCUUGCAGUUCAGUGCCAUGAAGAUGGCCCACGCUCCUCCAGGGCACCAUUCCGUCAUCGGCCGACCCAGCGUCAAUGGGUUAGCCUACGCCGAAUACGUCAUCUACCGAGGGGAACAGGCCUACCCAGAGUACCUCAUCACAUACCAGAUCAUCAAGCCAGACAGCACACCUCCAUCCCCGGCAGCAGCGGAGCAGAAGUCCUAGUCCACACGGGCGGCCCUGCGAAACGCUCAAGACUGUUACCCAAACAUCUCACACACAUCCACAGACGCCUCCUCAUCUGACAGGAAUCACAUCCUCUCACCCAUAAACCUCUGCGCUGCCUCUUUAAUUUGCAGUCAGGCUCCAUUUAUGUCACGUUGAGUGUUUACAAGAACGAGUUGCCUUGGCUGGCCGUGUCCUGGCCUUCCUUUUCAGGAAGGAUGAGGAUAUCGGCCAUAAUGCUGUUUCAGGGCUAAACGAAAGGACUCGCCUGCUCCAUGAAAGACAACAAGUGACCUCUUCCCCAUCAUUCUAUUAAAUUUAACACUGUUCAGGCAUUAACUUCCUUUCUUUGAAAUGGUUUUACUAUUACUGUGAUUAAUUACCUUUCUGUUUUAUUGUCAUGUUUGAGUCACAAUAAUGGACCACGUCUCAAAGGGACCCGACAUUUCAGCAAUCCUCCUUUCCAUUAUUGAAGUUCACUGAAGACCCUGAAAAUCUCAUUGUUGUGGUUUAAUGCAUUUAAAAAAAAAAAAAGCCUUAGAGGGGUUUUAAAGCAAAAGAUUGUUGAUGCAGAGAUCAGAACUAUUCAAAAGACCUUUGACAACAAAAUAGCAAAAAUUGUAUGCUUUUAUUCCUUUUUUUUGUUUGUUUGUUUUUUAACAUAUCUUUGCACAGGAAUACUAGUCAGAAUGUCCCAUUCCAUUGCCAUAGCCCAAUCGGAAAAUGCAUCUUUUAAAGAAUUUGCACUUUAAGCAGGUCUUAAGUUUUUCCGAAUAAUUUUAAAGACGUAGGUUAAAAAAAAAAGUCCAGUAAUGUACAGGUUGUGUAAUGGACAAUGCCUUUGUAUAGCUUUUAAUGUUGUUUACCGAUGCAGAGUACUGUAAAGGAAAUGGGAAUUCUUGUUUUCAGAUCUUUCCUUCUAUAUUUUCGGACGUCCAAGUGACUUCGCUUCGGAAGUCGCUGCUUUUGCUUUCAAUAUGUUUUGGAUCACAACCACAAGAAUUCCUCAGUCUUGCUCAUUCCAGUCUUGUUUCUCUGGCGUCAGAGAAACGCCUCUUUUACGAGGGUCUCUGUAACGCUUUUCCUGUUACACACUACUGAUAUCAGUGGCUCUGCUGACUCGCAUUCAUGUUACAGAAUGAAAUGAAGGACGUGGCUCUACCUCUGAAAGUCUCAUGGUUUGGUUGCUUUGCUCAGGUGUAGUCUGUGGUUCUGUACUUGUGUACUGGAGGUCAUCCGCCUUACUCCAGGAUUCUGUGUGUUCAGACCAGAGAGAAAGAGAGCAGACCUUUCUUCUUCUCUUAGUAGUAUGAGCACAGACAUGUCCACUGCUCCCCCUCAAGCCAAAAUUUAGGAGACCAACUCCUGAACUAUUUCUCAAUUGUUUGAGCUGUAUUUUUACUUCAUUUUCAUGUUCCUGUGAACUUUAAUCAGAAACGGCUUAUCUGCCAUAAGCCAUCUUCGGACUAAUCAAACACUUCUCAAUCAUGUAAAAAGGUCUUAAUAAAGUACAUGUCAUAAA